Molecule: messenger RNA, 3119 nt
Organism: Neofelis nebulosa (Clouded leopard)
Lineage: Eukaryota; Metazoa; Chordata; Mammalia; Carnivora; Felidae
Gene: DUSP18
Product: dual specificity phosphatase 18
Exons: 2
Coding region: 396-962 (188 amino acids)
Biological process (GO): protein dephosphorylation
Molecular function (GO): MAP kinase tyrosine/serine/threonine phosphatase activity
Source: RefSeq, a predicted model, not a curated record
ACUCAGCGGGCUGCGGAGAGUGUGGCAGAUCCUACCUCUCCGCUAAAACUGAUGUGGCCCGGGCGUGAUCGAGGGGCGGGUAACCUGGCGAGGGCGGGCGGGACAGCUCCAGAGAGCGGAGAGGAGGCCGGGGUUUCUCCGAAGACCCGGCCCUGAGGAUCCCUCACCUCGAGGAAGGACCAUCGCUAUGGAAACCAGAGCGUGGGGCGGCCCGGGAUUGUGGCUCCCGGAUGGUGGUGACCGGUCUUCUCUCUCCCCGAGACACUCGCCCACUUCGGGCGAGGUUGCUUCCUGAACGAACCUGCUCUCUCGCCCACGAGAGAAAGUUUCCCAUGGCACAGCCUAGCAGAAAGAUGCAGCCUUUGUGCCUCACUGGCCGCUGACCCACUGGCCUGAUGACAGCACCCCCGUGUACCUUUCCGGUUCAGUUCCGGCAGCCAUCAGUCAGCGGCCUCUCACAGAUCACCAGCAGCCUAUACAUCAGCAAUGGGGUGGCUGCCAACAACAAGCUCAUGCUCUCCAGCAACCGGAUCACCACGGUCAUCAAUGUCUCGGUAGAAGUGGUAAACACUUUAUACGAGGACAUCCAGUAUGUACAGGUGCCGGUGGCUGACACACCCAUCUCACGUCUCUGUGACUUCUUUGACCCCAUUGCUGACCACAUCCACAGUGUGGAGAUGAAGCAGGGCCGCACACUGCUGCACUGUGCUGCUGGCGUGAGCCGCUCAGCUGCCCUCUGCCUUGCAUACCUCAUGAAGUACCAUGCCAUGUCCCUGCUGGACGCCCACACGUGGACCAAGUCAUGCCGGCCCAUCAUCCGGCCCAACAAUGGCUUUUGGGAGCAGCUCAUCCACUAUGAGUUCCAGCUCUUUGGCAAGAACUCCGUGCACAUGGUCAGCUCCCCUAUGGGAGUAAUCCCUGACAUCUACGAGAAGGAGGUCCAUUUGAUGAUUCCACUGUGAGCCAUCUCACCAGCCUCUGUGCCCAGGUCAAAGGUGCAGAUCUGCUGUUGACCGAGAUCUGAACUUAAACGUUCUACUGUUGUUACAGAAAAAACAGAUGAUGCCUUUUAUAAGGAUCAGAAAAAAAAGGAAAGGUGCUGUAGUUUUUAACUUUAUUAUCCAUAUCUUCAAAGAUUAAAUUCACUAACUGUACGAUGGUGCAGGUAAGUUUCCUACCCUGUGAGUGACAGGUCAUGGCUGCUGGCCAGAUGGGAGAGAGAGGCAAGCGCCCAGGUCAAAUGGACCAGUGCCUAAAGCAUAUGGCAAGCUUGGAAGCCUGCUGCCCUCCCGCAGACCGACCAACCCACAAAGGAGUCAGCCACCAUUCCACUUCACUCUUUCAAACCCAAAGCCAGAGCCUUAAGCAUCAUGGCGCCUCCUGUGCCACUCACAGUCAGUGCCAAACUACUAGAUAAGUGGCCUUCAGGUGGUGCUCUGGGAGCCCUGGGGACCCAGGCCAAGCCUGCUUCUACCUUCAGCCACAGGGACCCAACUCUGGUUUUCUGGAUUGGAUUUACACAUGACAUAGUUUUCAAAGAAAGCAUUCCAUUGUAUAAAACUAAAAAAAAAAAUUUUUUUUAGGGCUAUUGUAGGUGGCAAGGUCUCAAAGUACCCAUGGCAGUCCCCUGCCGGCCUUUGAUGGUGGCAUUAGUUUCCUUCUUAGAGGCACACGUGGAGAGCAGGCCUGACAUCAGGCUUCAGGGGUUCCUCUCACAGGUCUUGAUUUGGAAGGCCAGAGCUGCCGACUGGAACCUAGCCUUAUCACCUCCUCCCUAUAUGAUUUGGGACCUCUUGGAGCCUCAGCUUUCUCAUCUGUCCAAGCAAUUACAGCCCUUUUCUCCCAGCGUUGUCAUGAAGAUUCAGCAAUUCCUUAACUUGGUGCCUGACACAUGGUCAGGGCUUAUGGUAGCAACUCUAGGCAUGAAUGAUGCUUUGGCCCUGCUGGUCCUGGUUAUCGCAGUCAUCCUCACAAUGGCAUUUCCCCUAUCUUUGCACAACCCUUUACUGUUUACAAAAUGUUCUUCCAAAAAGUCCUCCUGUGUGGAAAAAAAAAAAAUGGUUUAAGUCCCUUCACACCCUACUUUAGAAGAGGCCUAGCUUCUUAGCCUUUUCAGAGUUCCCAUUGCAUUUAAUCCAUGCAUGCCCUGGGGGUCCUAAAGCAAGGGGCACUCUUCCAGAUUCCCCAGAAAGGCCUUGUUUAGAUUGCUGACCACUAAAGCCAGUGCCCUGGUCUGGCUAACCACCUGGGUCUAUGAGGGCACAUGACAAAGGGACAAAUGAGUGCGCCUAACCUAUAGACCCUGAAAUCCAAGAUGGUUCAAACCUCCCAAGGACCUGAGGAUCUGACUCAAGACCAGCAAUUCUAAUCCAGAGGUUUUCAAAUCAACAAUAUAGGAGACAAAAGCACAACUUCUCUGUGGGUCGAGUCCAGUGGAAGCCAAAUGCCUUCUACCCCACCCCCACUUCCAUGACAGGCAUGCCCAAGGGUACAAUUUUAGAGUGUGGGGGAGAAGGAAAAUCACUGCUGUAGACUGACUUCUCAUUUUAUAGGCGAAUAAACAGACCCCCAAACACCAGGGCUGGUGUGGCAGAGCCCCCACAAAGCAGACUUUCUGGAAGAAACCCAAGUGGAAAAUUUCUUCUAUAGCCUUCUUAAAAAGAAAUUGAUUGGGACAUGUUUUAUCUUCAUUUUUAAAAAAACUUUGAAUUAAUAUACCAUAAAAUUAACUUUUUUGUAUGUACAGUUCUGUUUUAACACAUUUGUGUAACUACCUCUGCAGUUAGAACACAGCAGUUCCAUCACCCAAAAAAUUAUCUGAUGCCACCUCUUUGUUGUCAAACCUUUGCUCCACUCAAGCCUCUGGCACACACCAAUCUGUUCUCCAUUCCUGAAGAUUUGCCUUUUCUAGAAUGUCACAUCCAUAGCAUCAUAGAGGAUGUAAUCUCUGGAGACUGGCUUCUUUAGUAUGUCUUUGAGAUUCAUUCAGGUUGUUUUUUAUAGCUAAGUAGUGUUCCAAUGUGCAGAUGUACCACAGUUUGUUUUUUAACGUUCACCCAUUGAAGGAUAUUUGGGUUGUUUCCAGUUUGGGGUGAUUUUGAAUAAAACUGCUACAAACA